This is a messenger RNA of Peromyscus maniculatus bairdii (prairie deer mouse), 5376 nucleotides long. NCBI's taxonomy places the organism in Eukaryota, Metazoa, Chordata, Mammalia, Rodentia, Cricetidae. The record is from RefSeq and is a predicted model, not a curated record.
CAUUUCUUGAGCUUUUCUUCAGGGGACCUUGUGGAAAAGGGCAAGAACUGCAUUUCGGCCCUUCCUGUCACUUAGAAAGUGUCCUCAGCGUCUUACCUCAGUUUCCCCUCUACCACAGGAGACACAGAGCAGGCUCCCGCAGCUCCCCAGUACUAACACUGGGCUCUAAUGGCCGGAGUGUGUCUUCCUUCAGGAUAGUAUUUGGUUCCACAAUGUUUGGGAACCUAUUUGAAGAGGAUUAUUCCAGUGUGUCAAAUAGUCAGUAUGGAAAAGGGAAGAAAUUAAAGACUAAAGGGUUGGAGCCACCUGCCCCUAGAGAAUUCACCAAUUUAAGUGGAAUCAGAAAUCAGGGUGGAACCUGUUACCUCAAUUCCCUUCUUCAGACUCUUCAUUUCACACCUGAAUUCAGAGAAGCUUUAUUUUCUCUUGGUCCAGAAGAACUUGGUUCUUUAGAGGAUAAGGAUAAGCCUGAUGCAAAGGUUCGGAUCAUACCUUUGCAGUUACAGCGCUUGUUUGCUCAGUUACUGCUCUUAGACCAGGAGGCUGCAUCCACCAUAGACCUCACUGACAGCUUCGGAUGGACCAGCGAGGAGGAAAUGAGACAACAUGAUGUACAGGAACUGAACCGAAUUCUCUUCAGUGCUUUGGAAACUUCUUUAGUUGGGACCUCUGGCCAUGACCUCAUUAAUCGUCUAUACCAUGGCACCAUUGUGAACCAGAUUAUUUGCAAAGAGUGUAAGAACAUCAGUGAGAAGCAGGAAGACUUCUUGGAUCUGACAGUAGCAGUCAAAAACGUAUCUGGUUUAGAAGAUGCACUCUGGAACAUGUAUGUGGAAGAGGAAGUUUUCGACUGUGAUAACCUGUACCACUGUGGAACCUGUGACCGGCUGGUUAAAGCAGCAAAGUCUGCCAAAUUACGUAAGCUGCCUCCUUUUCUUACUAUUUCAUUACUAAGAUUUAAUUUUGAUUUUGUGAAAUGUGAACGCUACAAGGAAACGAGCUGUUAUACGUUCCCCCUCCGGAUCAAUCUCAAGCCUUUUUGUGAACAGAGUGAACUGGAUGAUACAGAAUAUAUGUAUGACCUCUUCUCCGUCAUUAUCCACAAAGGUGGCUGCUAUGGAGGUCAUUACCAUGUGUACAUUAAAGAUGUUGAUCAUCUAGGAAACUGGCAAUGUCAAGAAGAGAUAAAUUAUACGGAUGUGCAUUUGAAAGAUCUUCAGAAUGAAGAAGAGGUUGAUGACCCAUUGAUGAUUCUAAAAACAAUCUUAUUGCAGGAGGAGACCAAUCAAAUUCCUGUUGAUCAGCUGGGCCAGAAACUCUUGAAAAAGACAGGAAUAUCUUGGAACAAGAAGUACAGAAAACAGCAUGGACCAUUGCGAAAGUUCUUACAGCUCCAUCCUCAGAUGUUUCUGCUCAGCACAGAUGAAAGUACAGUUAGUCUCCUGAAGAGCCAUUUUACUCAGGCCCCGUCUGAUCUCCAAAGGAACCAGGAACAGAUUCUACAUACACUUGCUUCAGAACCCCCAGGGUUAAGUGAUAACACCAGCUGCCCCCACUGGUUUGAUAUCAAUGAUUCCAAAGUCCAGCCAAUCAGAGAGAAUGCUAUCGCACAGCAGUUCCAGGGUAAAGAAAGUGCCUACAUGCUGUUUUAUCGGAAAGCCAAGCUGCAGAGGCCCUCCGAAGCUCGAGCCAAUCCAAGAUACAGGGUUCCAUGUCAUUUGCUGAAGGAAAUGGAUGCAGCCAACAUUCAACUGCACAUGAGAAGGGCAGAAUGUGACUCUGCAAACAACAAUUUUGAAUUGCAUCUCCAUCUGGGUCCUCACUACCGUUUCUUCAAUGGGGCUCUGCACCCUGAAAUCUCUCAGACAGAGAGUGUGUGGGAUUUAACCUUUGAUAAAAGAAAAACUUUAGGAGAUCUCCGUCAGUCAAUAUUUCAGCUAUUGGAAUUCUGGGAAGGAGACAUGGUUCUUAGUGUUGCGAAGCGUGUGCCAGCAGGACUCCAUGUGUACCAUACCCUCGAUGGAGAUGAACUGACACUGUGUGAAGCUGAAAUUGCUGAUGGGGAAGACAUCUUUGUAUGGAAUGGAGUAGAGGUUGGUGGAGUCCAGAUUCAGACUGGCUCUGAUUGUGAGCCUCUGCUGUUGCACAUUCUUCAUCUCGAAAUGAGUGGUGAAGGCUCAGAGUGUGAGCAGUUGGUGGAGUCGCCACACGUCUUUCCAGCUAACGCAGAAGUGGGCACUGUGUUCACAGCCUUGGCCGUUCCUGUAGGCGUCCUCCUUACAAACAGUGUGGAGUCUGCAGAGGAAGAGGGUUGGACUGCUAUUCCCAAGGAGGACAUGAAGAAGACAUUCAGAGAACAAGGUCUCAGAAAUGGAAGCUUAAUUUUGGUUCAGGAUGCAGACAGUGAUGAUAACAGUCUGUUGCCCAGACAAGGGAGAUGGACCUCCAGUGUGGAUGAGCUGAACUGGCUCCAAGUGAAAAACUUGUGCCAGUUAGAAUCUGAAGAGGAGCAGGUUCAGAUAGCCGCGACCGUGCACACAGUGGUGUUUGAUAUUCGAAUUAAAGCCAUAAAGGAAUUAAAAUUAAUGAAGGAACUAGCUGAGAACAGCUGUUUGAGACCCAUUGAUAGAAACGGGAAGCUUCUUUGUCCAGUACCAGAUGCUUGGACUUUGGAGGAAGCAGAGGUGAAGAUGGGGAGUUCCUUGGGACUUUGUCUGGGAAAAGCACCAACUUCCUCUCAGCUGUUCCUGUUUUUCGCUCUGGCAAGUGACAUUCAUCCUGGGGCGGAGAUGGAAGUCAUAGUAGAAGAGACACUCUCUGUGAGAGAUUGUUUAAAGAUAAUGCUGGAGAAAUCAGGUCAGCAAGGAGAGCGCUGGCACUUGAGGAAGAUGGAUUGGUGCUAUGAAGCCGGGGAGCCUUUGUGUGAAGAAGAUGCAACACUGAAAGAGCUUAUGAUAUGUUCUGGGGAUACUUUACUUUUAACUGAAGGAAAACUUCCUCCUCCGGGUUUCUUGAAGGUGCCCAUCUGGUGGUACCAGCCUGCAAGACUGUCAGGACACUGGGAGAGUCGGGACCACUCCAGCUGUGCCUCUCCUCUGGGUAGCAGCUGGGGAUCUGCUCCCAGCCAAGGUGCUCCUGGCCCUGAGCCUGCAGACAUUACCCUCCUCUACUUGGGAGAUGUGGAGAUCUCAGAAGAGGCCACAUUGGUGGAACUGAAGUCAAAGGCCAUGGCCUUGACCUCUGUCUCAAAGCUUGCAGUCCCGUCUGCAGCCCUUCUUAGAGUUUGGACAGUGGAGAGCAAACGGCCCAGCAGGCUCUUGCGUGUCGACUGGCGGCAGCUCAAGGAGUACAGACUGGGCCGGAGAGCAGAGCUCUGCUUAGAGCUUCUUCAAAAAGAGGAGGACUUGGGCCCGCGGGAUGUGCUGCUGAGGACACAGCUACGCAUCCCUGGUGAGAGAGCCUACACCCUGGCCAUGGACCUGGUAUGGGACACCACCCGAGGAUGGACUGCUGGCUCCUUGAGGCAGAGAGUGGCUGAUUUCUAUUCUCUUCCUGUGGAGAAGAUUGAAAUUGCCAAAUAUUUUCCUGAAAAGUUUGAGUGGCUUCCAAUAUCUAGCUGGAAUCAGCAAGUUGCCAAAAGGAAAAAGAAGAAAAACCAAGAUACUUUGCAAGGGGGACCAUAUUACUUGAAAGAUGGAGACACUAUUGGCAUUAAGAAUCUCCUGUUUGAUGAUGAUGAUGACUUCAGCACAAUCAGAGAUGACAUUGGGAAGGAAAACCAGAAGCAGCUGGCUUUGGAGAAAAAGAAAAGGUAACUCUGAGGCUUGGCCAGGCCCUACUCAAGGCCACCAGGAAUGAAACGUGGCAUUCUUGCUACCCUUUCAGACAUCUCAUCUGAUCUUCUGCAGGGCCCUAGUUGUCACCCGGCAGUGUUCCAUGUCAGGCCCUGUCAUGAUCUUCCCCAUGAAGAGCUGGAACAUUGUGUAUUGCUGCUACUCCUGUGUGCAGCCAGGCACACCCCCUUUGCGUGUCCUUACCAGCCAGCACUGCUUCCCACUCUUUUCCAUCUUAUUUUCUGAGACCUAAUGUUGUUAUAGACUUCCAGAUUCAAAAGCCACCAAUGGGGCUCAUUAUAGGCUCACCUUCUCAAAGGACCAGCAUCUCCGUUCCCUACACACCCUCUCAGGGAGCAUGCUUGCCCUUCACUGACACCCUUCACAGAUGGUGAAGUACGGCACUCUGCUGCCAUUCACAGGUGAAGCUCAGAGUGACUGGUGGCACAGAUACUGGUUCAUCUGUAGAGCAUGUGUCUGGGUGAUGGCUCGGUCAAAAGCUAGGACUACUAGUAUAAACAUACCUGCUAGUAGAAAGGCCAACGAGCUAAUAAAAACAUAGAGUUUGAGCAGACAGUUCACAGAGGGAAAUGCAGACAGCUUGUCAGCAUACAGAAAAUGCUCAACUAAGUUCAUUCAUCAAAAUGUCAGUUCAAACUACUACACAUUCACUAGCAUUGCUGAAAUGAUGCCACCUUGGUAAGAAGGCAGUGCCUGGGACAGUGGCCCAGCUGGUAGGUGUAGAGAUGGAACAACACUUGGGAGGUGCUUCGCACUACUGAGGAGUACACACCUGUACUACUCACACAGCAGUACCCUCAGAAACAGUAGAGUGCACAGUAGCCUGAGCUCAGCCUUCCAUGAGUCUGUCCUAGGAGUCCUCUGCAGAGGGCACUGUGCAGUGUGAAUGCCAGGCCAGCAGCCACAGUGCCAUGAUUGUGUUUGGGAGUCACAGUGAAGACUGGUCUGCUAAGUGGUGAGUGGGAGUGGUGGUUACUUGGGGACACAGACUGAGGAAGCAAAAUGGAGCUGACUGAACUGUCACCUAGGUGUGUGGCUAUGAUUUGGGUACACUGUGAAUGUUAACUUUGAGUUUAAAAUGUGAAGGAGAGAAGGGUUACACUGUUGAAUGUGCAGCCAGGAUGUGGCAAACCCCUUCUUACAGGGAUGGCAUGAGAGUGAACUGGGGCCCUCCGAUGGGCAGUUUGAAAACAUCUGUCCGACUUGCAAACCCUGUUCUACGUUGAGCCCUAGUAUCAGGAAUGCAUUUGGGAGCCAUUCUAAGUACCCUUGGCACAGGGCCUGGAGAGAUGGCUCUUGCUGCUUUUGCAGAGAGAGGACCUAGCUUCAGUUCCUAGCACCCACAUGGUGGCUCACACCAUUUAUAACUCCUGUUCCAGGAUAUCUAGUGCCCUCUUCUGACCUCCAUAGGCACCAGGCAUGCAGGCAAAACACACGUACACAUGAAAGUAAAUCUUAAAAAAAGAAAAAAACUAAAUAAGCCCCUCACCCAUGCCUGAGUAUCAGUGUCACCCUCUGUCUC